Messenger RNA from Zerene cesonia (dogface butterfly), 1072 nucleotides. RefSeq names its product cyclin-dependent kinases regulatory subunit-like. NCBI's taxonomy places the organism in Eukaryota, Metazoa, Arthropoda, Insecta, Lepidoptera, Pieridae. The transcript has 2 exons. Bases 146 to 427 code for a protein of 93 amino acids. Gene Ontology annotation, molecular function: histone binding; protein kinase binding; cyclin-dependent protein serine/threonine kinase activator activity. Gene Ontology annotation, cellular component: cyclin-dependent protein kinase holoenzyme complex; SCF ubiquitin ligase complex. The record is from RefSeq and is a predicted model, not a curated record. Gene Ontology annotation, biological process: regulation of mitotic cell cycle.
AAUUUCUGACGAUUUCGAUCUUGCGCCGAUCUUUCUCAUGUCUUGAUUUGUGCUUUUAUUUUUUAACGUCGACUUAUUAUAUAAAUAGUUACUUAUUGCUUAUGUUAAAAUUCGUUUUAUAAAAUCUAAAUAGAACUCAUUCAAAAUGCCUGUGGAUCAAAUACAAUACUCCGAAAGGUACAGCGAUGACAUCUAUGAAUACAGGCAUGUUAUUCUGCCUCCUGACAUCGCUCGCCUAGUUCCCAAGUCGCAUCUAAUGACAGAGACAGAAUGGCGGAAUCUGGGUGUCCAGCAGAGCCCUGGCUGGCUCCACUUCAUGGUACACAAUCCCGAACCUCAUGUCCUACUCUUUAGGAGACCUAGAACUGAUAUACCUGCUCCAGUUAACGGGUUAGACUCUAAUACUAGUUCCACAGUAAGAGUAUGAUUAGAAUUUAUUUAUUAUUUAUCAUCCAGUCUCAAUGCUUUGUCAUUUAAGCAUUUUUUGUUAUAAUUGUAAACAUGCUUUACUUUGUCCUACUUUGCAAAGUUAUAAAUCCAAUAUUUUGUACAGAUAAAUUGUCCUUCUCCUUCACACUAAAUGAAUAUUCUGAUUAGUUGAAAUUUGGAAUAUAAUUUGACAUACAUCUCUCAUGUAUAAAAAAAUAAAUGUUAACAAGUCGUCAGUGGGAAAGAUCAUACGGAUAUAGUUGAGUUACAAAGCAAAUGGGUAAAUGUACCAUAAUAAUGGUUUUCACACUUCCAUUAUCUGUGAAAAUUAUCGGAUUUAUUUCUAGAAGUUUUGAAGUACUAAGUAAAAUUACUGGCUAAUUGUAUGAAUAAAUAUUCAUUGUUAUGUUAUGCUGCAUUGAAGCAAUGAAAAUAUUUAUAAAGUUUUGUAUAACGAGAUACACUGUGGAUAUGUUGUAUAUUAUACCUAUUAAUGUAUUGCAAAGACUUUUAAUAACAAGCCUAUUUGAUUGCUGUUAAGGCUGAAGGAAAUCAUUGUAUAUAUAAAUUUUAUUUAAACUAACUACAGGUGAAAUUUCUACAAAUCCAUAGAAUUAGUAAGUUGUUGAUUUUUUAAGGAAGA